Didymodactylos carnosus is the source of this 1989-nucleotide messenger RNA. Lineage: Eukaryota; Metazoa; Rotifera; Eurotatoria; Philodinida; Philodinidae. The record is from the annotation of a GenBank genome assembly.
AUGCAAACUUGCAGUGGAAUUUAUUGUUCAGCUUAUUAUAUACCAUUCGAUAGAGCUUUUCAAGCAGAUCAAGAAUGUGUAGUUUUAAUUUUUCGAGACUUUCUUUUCGUGUCGGAAAAUCGGAUAAACUCGAAGGGUCUAAAAAAUUUUGAUGGACAUUUGUCUGAUGAAACUAUUUAUGUAUCACCACAAACCAACACCGAUUUACUUUUAGGACAAACAUGGAUUAAGAAAUAUCAAGCAAUUCUUAAUUGUAAAGAUCAAUGUGUCACUAUUACAAGUGAUAAUGGUUCAAAACGUAUUCAAUAUAUACCAGCUUAUGAUGAUAAUGACGGUGAUCCACAUCAACAAUAUAAUGUCCGAUUAGUACAUGAUGUUACCAUUAAACCUCGAACAGUUCAACCGAUUGAUGCUAUUUGUCCACCCAUUCUAAAUGCAGAUACUGUUAUAUUCCGUCCACGACAACAACUUCAAGAAGAAUUUUUAAUAUUGAUUCCAAAUAGUUUGUUAAAUAUUUAUCACCAUCGGACAACAUUGUAUAUUGUUAAUCAUACUGAUACUGAUUGUGUAUUACCCAAGAAUUCAACGUUAGGUAAAGUUCACCAUGUUCGAUCAGCUAGUCUGUGUUGUAAUGUUACUCAAUCGUUUGAAUCAUUAAGAUCUGAUGCUGUUAUACCACAAAGAAUUGAAGAAAACAUUAAUACAUUAAUUAAACAUUUGCAAUCGAAACAACAAGAAUUAAUCCGUCCAAUGUUAUUACAAGAAUGGAACGUUUUUGACACUAGUAAACCAUCUCAGGCCGCGAAUUUGAAAACAGAACAUCGAAUUAUAACACAAGAUCAUCCACCGAUUUAUCAAAGUGUUUAUCGUGUCCCUGAACCCAUUAAACAACAACAGAAAGAAUUAACUGAUGAAAUGGAAAGAAAUGGUCAAAUUAGUCGAUCUCAAUCACCAUGGGAAUUCUACCUUGAUGAUAUUAUUAUUUAUUCGGAAACUAUUCGUGAUCAUAUUAAAGAUGUUCAUGCUGUGUUGUAUGCAUUAAAUAGUCAUAGUUUUAAAUUGAAUACACCAAAAUGUGCAUUAUUCCAUGAACAAAUUGAAUAUUUAGCUCAUGAAAUUAAUCAUCAAGGUUAUAGUCCAUUGAAGAACAACAUCCAAGCAUAUCGUUCAUUUGUUAAAAAUUUUGAAGUUGCAUAUCCAUUACUGAGAUUUCAAGCCAAAAAAGGUGAAUUUGUCUGGAAAUCUGAACACCAACUAGCAUUUGACACAUUGAAACAACAACUCGUAUCAGAACCUUGUAUGUUAAAAUUUCCAUUACCAAAUGUUUCGUUCAUUCUAGCAACAGACGCAUCAUCAAAACAUGGUAUUGGUGUAACAUUGAAACAGAAAGUUGGCAAAAAUGAACACGUAAUUGUAUAUUUAUCUCAAAAUCUGAAUAAAACUGAACGAAAAUGGGGUGUUACAGUACAAGAAUGUUGGGCAAUUGUUUGGGCAGUGAAGAAAUUGCGAAUUUACUUAUAUGGCACAAAGUUUACUGUUAUUACAAACCAUCAUCCUUUAUGCUGGCUCAACAAACACAAAUCUGGAAAUGAAAGACUCUAUCGUUGGUCAUUAGUAUUACAAGAAUAUGAAUUUGACAUUAAACAUAAAGGUGGCUCAUGUCAUCUGGAUGCUGAUUGUUUAUCAAGAUCUUUACCAAAUGAUGCUACAACUGAAGAUACUAGUAGUAAUGAAUAUGAUGAAGAUAAUAUUCCAGUACACAAUGAAUUUCGUCCAUCACGAACAACAACUGAUACUAGUAUUUCACAAAUUAAUGCAGUACAAACACGCGCACAAAAAGCUGCUUUGAAUAAUUCACCAUCAACUUCAACACUAUGUCCUCCAACAACCACAUCAACAAUACUUUCCCCGAUAACAACAUCAGUUGAACCUCAUACUCCAUCUUUGAUACCUGGAUUAUACCAAAAUCCCGCAAGGACAAGAAACUGA